AUGUCUCCCCCAGCCAUCCUCCAGGAUCCCGUCUCUCCUACCGUUCCUUCCAAGAAGUUGAACCUUCCUCACAGCUCGGCUGUUCCUGUUGGAGGACAGACCAAGACAGAGACCAUCGAGGCCAUGGCAGGUGACUGGCAGUCCUUCACCUUCCGUCCCAUCCGUGAGUCGCAGGUCAGCAGAGCCAUGACCCGCCGCUACUUCUCCGACUUGGACAAGUAUGCCGAGUCCGACGUCGUCAUCAUUGGCGCCGGCUCUUGCGGUCUUUCUGCCGCAUACUGUUUGGCCAAGGCUCGCCCUGACCUCAAGAUUGCUAUUAUCGAGGCCAGUGUCAGCCCUGGUGGUGGUGCUUGGCUUGGCGGCCAGCUCUUCUCUGCCAUGGUCAUGCGUAAGCCUGCCGAUGCCUUCCUCCGCGAGAUUGGUGUCGAGUACGAAGAAGACGGCGAUGACAGCAACUAUGUCGUUGUCAAGCAUGCUGCUCUCUUCACUAGCACUCUGCUCAGCAAGGUCUUGCAAUUCCCCAAUGUCAAGCUCUUCAACGCUACUGCUGUCGAGGACCUCAUCACCCGUCCUCGCGAGGAUGGAACUAUCCAGAUUGCCGGUGUUGUCACCAACUGGACUCUGUCCUGCAUGGACCCCAACACCAUCAACGCCCCCGUCAUCAUCUCCACCACCGGCCACGACGGCCCCUUCGGCGCCUUCUCCGUCAAGCGUCUCGUCAGCAUGCAAGCCAUCAAGUGUCUCGGCGGCAUGCGCGGCCUCGACAUGAACACCGCCGAAGACGCCAUUGUCAAGGGCACCCGCGAGAUCGUCCCCGGCCUCAUUGUCGGCGGCAUGGAACUCUCUGAAGUUGACGGUGCUAAUCGCAUGGGACCUACCUUUGGCGCCAUGGCACUCAGUGGUGUCAAGGCUGCUGAGGAGGUGGUCAGGGUCUUUGAGCAGCGUCAGAAGGAGUGUGCUGCUUUCUACUGA
Messenger RNA from Aureobasidium vineae, 972 nucleotides. The record is from the annotation of a GenBank genome assembly. NCBI's taxonomy places the organism in Eukaryota, Fungi, Ascomycota, Dothideomycetes, Dothideales, Saccotheciaceae.